AUGCAGAUUCUGGGAACUGCUUACCUGCUGUUUAUUUUCUUUCCUGUGUUAGUUGUAAAUGAUGAUUUUCUGGAAGCUGAGGUACUGCUGGGUGGGAAGAAGGAUACAGAUGGUGUCCUGGGCGCAUUUGUAAACGAUUUCUUUGCUGAUUCUCAGUGGCAGUUGAUAGUCGAUUUGGAUUUACUAAAGAGCUUGUUCAUCCGACCCAGCAGUAAAUUUGAAAAGGCACUGAAGACCGGCGACGAGUCGUACAUUCAGCACCUACUUAGUUUGCUCGAACCACUCAAGGUCAGUAUUGUUUCUAGCGUAAGGUUCGGAAGCAUCAAACUGUUGUAA
This is a messenger RNA of Gongylonema pulchrum, 336 nucleotides long. The record is from the annotation of a GenBank genome assembly. NCBI's taxonomy places the organism in Eukaryota, Metazoa, Nematoda, Chromadorea, Rhabditida, Gongylonematidae.